AUGAAGGUUGAGAUUGUUGACUGGCAAGCAGUGGCAUCGUGGCAUUGGGACCUAAAAGAUGAUUCCAUCACUGACGAAUUGUGUGGGAUUUGUAGAGUUGCCUUUGAUGGUACAUGUCCUAAUUGUAAAUACCCUGGGAAUGAAUGUCCUUUAAUUCUAGGAGCAGGAUGCCAACACAACUUCCAUUUACAUUGUAUACUACAAUGGCUAGAACAAGACACUUCCAAGGGGUUAUGUCCAAUGUGUAGACAGGUAUUCGAGUUUAGAAAGGAUUUCAACACUGUGACCAAGGACAUAAAUAGUCUUCUUAUGUUGAUAGAUGGUCAUAAAUCAAUGAGAGACCGAGAGGUUGACGAAGAGUUCGAUUCCUUCGAUGAUGACCUAAGAAUGAACGAUUAG
This is a messenger RNA of Yamadazyma jaroonii, 399 nucleotides long. Lineage: Eukaryota; Fungi; Ascomycota; Pichiomycetes; Serinales; Debaryomycetaceae. The record is from the annotation of a GenBank genome assembly.